Messenger RNA from Pongo pygmaeus (Bornean orangutan), 5382 nucleotides. RefSeq names its product phosphatase, orphan 2 (gene PHOSPHO2). The coding region runs from base 634 to 1359 and encodes 241 amino acids. Lineage: Eukaryota; Metazoa; Chordata; Mammalia; Primates; Hominidae. The record is from RefSeq and is a predicted model, not a curated record. Gene Ontology annotation, molecular function: phosphatase activity. The transcript is spliced from 5 exons.
AAGGAAGGUGCUGCAGUUGGCGGUCGGGCUAGAAAAGAGAGGCGCCUGCGCCUGCGAGCUGGGCUUGUGAGUGGGGCUGCCCAGAGGGCAGGCGUGGGGCGAGGCCAAAGGACUGAACCCGCAGGAGCGUCACGGGCGCCGGGGCGGCUGCCGACGGCGGGCCUGGGUCAGUGAGAAGCCCGUGGGCCCCCGCCCUGCCUGCUACUCCCAUCCCCACCUGCGCUCUCCCUAUGGGGAACGACCGCCGAUUGGGUCCGAUGCCUACCCUCGGGGUGGAGCCGGCAGGUUUUCUAUCAGAUGUUCCACGUAAUAAUGCUGGAGUUAAGAAGUUUCCAUUAUUUUGCUCCAAACCAGAAGACUGUGUUCCCUUUAUAUAGAAUAGGAGUAAUAUUUGAAAACAACUGGCUGAUGUUUAAAACUGAAGAUUGUCGUGAUUGUUUAUCCUAAUCCCAAUGCUGAAGUAAGAUUGUCUUGGAAAUACUAAGUUGGGAAAGUGAAUUCUGCAUUUAAAUCUCAGGGAACCAGUCAGAAGCAUCUGGAUUAGGCAUUUAGUGAUACAACGAUCCAGAAUAACAAAAAUUAUGUACCAGCCACAUUCACACAACAGGGUAAUCCAAAUCUACUUCUGGAACCAUGAAAAUUUUGCUAGUUUUUGACUUUGACAAUACAAUCAUAGAUGACAAUAGUGACACUUGGAUUGUACAAUGUGCUCCCAACAAAAAGCUUCCUAUUGAACUACGUGAUUCUUAUCAAAAAGGAUUUUGGACAGAAUUUAUGGGCAGAGUCUUUAAGUAUUUGGGAGAUAAAGGUGUAAGAGAACAUGAAAUGAAAAGAGCAGUGACAUCAUUGCCUUUCACUCCAGGGAUGGUGGAACUCUUCAACUUUAUAAGAAAGAAUAAGGAUAAAUUUGACUGCAUUAUUAUUUCAGAUUCAAAUUCGGUCUUCAUAGAUUGGGUUUUAGAAGCUGCCAGUUUUCAUGACGUAUUUGAUAAAGUGUUUACAAAUCCAGCAGCUUUUAAUAGCAAUGGUCAUCUCACUGUCGAAAAUUAUCAUACUCAUUCUUGCAAUAGAUGCCCAAAGAAUCUUUGCAAAAAGGUAGUUUUGAUAGAAUUUGUAGAUAAACAGUUACAACAGGGAGUGAAUUAUACACAAAUUGUUUAUAUUGGUGAUGGUGGAAAUGAUGUCUGUCCAGUCACCUUUUUAAAGAAUGACGAUGUUGCCAUGCCACGGAAAGGAUAUACCUUACAGAAAACUCUUUCCAGAAUGUCUCAAAAUCUUGAGCCUAUGGAAUAUUCUGUUGUAGUUUGGUCCUCAGGUGUUGAUAUAAUUUCUCAUUUACAAUUUCUAAUAAAGGAUUAAUAUGUCAGCAAUUGAAAAGUGUAUCACUUAAGAUUAGGUUCAGCAGCAUAAAACUAAAACCCCAAAUACCAGAGGCCUAAAAAAAAAAAAGACAGAAUUUUUUUUUCCUCUCACAUAAAAGAAUUCCAGAGGUAAGUAUUUCAGGGUUGCUGUGUUAGUCUACCAGCCGCAGCACUUGGUAUUCAACCCAUGAUCCAAGGUUUCUGGUGAAGCUCUAGCCCUCACAGCAGCACUCUGGCCAGCAAGAAAGAGGGCAGUGAGAAAGUUACAUCCCCUGUCUAAAGAAAUUUCCCAGAAGUUGUACCCAACACUUCUAUUUAAAUGUCACUGGCCAAACUUAGUCAUAGUGCCUUACUUGUAAAUAGCAAGGAAGGAUGGAAAAUACAGCUUUCAUCCCAGGUAGUCAUGUGCCCAGGAAAAGUUGGGGAAAAAAGUACAGAAUUGAGUUAGGUACACUAGUGGUCUCCACUAAAGGUGGUUGAUAGUUUAUAUUUUUUAAUUUAUUCCUGGAGCAAGUAAGCAUAUUUUAUUCUCUUAGAUAUUCCUCCUUUUUUGAGACAAGGUCUCUGUCACCCAGCCUGGAUUGCAGUGACUUGAUCUCCACACAUUGCAGCCCCAACCCCCCGGGCUCAAGUGAUCCUCGCACCUCAGCCUCCUGAGGAGCUAGGACUACAGGCUCGUGCCAUCAUGCCAGCUAAUGUUUUCUUAUUUUUUGUUAGAGAUGAGGUCUCACUACUUUGCACAGAUCUCAAAAUCUUGGAUUCAAGUGAUCCUCCUGCCUUGGCUUCCCAAAGUCCUGGGAUUACAGGCAUGAGCCGCCGUGGCCAGCCAGAUAUUUAUUUUAAAAGUAUGUCCAGUAGUUACAGAUCUUAAAAAAUAAAGUCUGAUGCUUUAUUCACAUAAGAAUAAAAGGCUACCAAAUUUAUAUAUCCUCCCAAACCAGUGUAUUUUAAAGACAGGGAUGCAGUAUCUAUUGUUGAAGUUUUCAUCAAUUUCAGGCUUUCCGUUUGAAAUGAAGUACAUAUUAAUGUCCUUCAAAUAUUCUAACUUUAUAUCAUAGCACCAUAGACAACUACAGUAGCUAGUUUAAUCGGUGUGUUGUUUAUAUUUGGCAAUGCAGUUUUGAGCAAUUCAAUACUGUAUGUAAUUUGCAGGAAUACUCAAUAUUUAAGACUUCCAUAUAGAAAUAUUAGCAAAAUAUCAACUGAUCUAAAAUGUUUUAUAAGUCCAUGCUAAUUUCUAGAUUGAUGUUUUAGCCAUAAAAAUGCAGUAUUUAAUAAUAUUGUAUUUUCCAAAUUAUGGAAAGCUCCAGAAGUAGAAAUAUUCAAUAUAAUUAGUACUCUCUAAUCUUUUUUCUAGGUUGAAAAAUCUUUGUUUUGCUUUAGGUUAGAUUAUGUUGAUGUGUUCGGGUUAGAUUAUGUUGAUGUGUUCAGAUUUCAGAUGUGUUCAGAGCUGAGGUCUCAGCUGAGGCUCCACUGAAGCAGGAUUCACUUCCAAAAUAACACAGUUGUCGCCAAUAUUCAGUUCCUAGCAAACUACUGGAACAAGAAUCUGUUUUCUUGCUGACUGAGUUUCUUGCCAUGUGGCCCUCUCCAAAUGCUGGACAUAAAAAAGUAGGCUGAGCACUAUGGCUCACACCUGUAAUCCCAGCAGUUUGGGAAGCCAAAGUAGGAGGAUCGCUUGAGGCCAGGAGUUCAAAACUAGCCUGGGCAGUAUAGGGAGACCCCAUCUCUACAAUGAAUAAAAAUAAAGGCUUUCAUUUACAAUGAUGGUAGACCAAGAAAUUUGUCCUAGAUCUUCACUGAGAACAUCUAGAAAAGCUGGCAGCUGAACAAAAUUUUAAAAACAUCUGGGCUGGGCACGGUGGCUCACACCUUUAAUCCCAGCACUUUGGGAGGCAAGGCUAGGGGAUCACUUGAGCUCAGGAGUUUGAGAACAGCCUCAGCAACAUAGGGAGACCCCAUCUCUUAAAAAAAAAAAAGAAGAUAAACUAAAAAUAAAUUAAUUAAAAACACCUGGUUGAAGACAUCAGCAAGCUGGCAACAAUGAAGAAUUCCUAAGGAAACAGAAACUUUGUUAGGGGAGCUGUUUUCCCUUGUGUUGGCCAAUUCUGUAAGUGGUAAGCGAUUGCUGAGAUGUUGAAUGGCCGUUUUGACAACCUUAUGGGACAAGGAAGAAGGGGCCUGUACUGGUAAACCCUUUCCCUUACUUGGAGUGAGGAUCCCAGAUGGCUACUCAUUAGGAUUAACAGUGGUCCAGAAGUAAGCAGGCCUUCAAAGGGAUGGCAGCUCAGCUUCAAAUACCCUCAGUUUCUGAAAUUAGAUUGAGGUUAUCUAAGGUUUUUAGAGCUCCCAGAUGCAUGGCAGAAGCAAAUCUACAUUUGCUUUUCAGGAAGAAAUUAACAUCCUAGGUGUGGCAGACAGACUCUAAGGUGGCCACUAUGAUUCCUGUCCCCUGGUAUUCCUUGUGUGGAGGGAGACUCCCAUGACUUGAUUCUAAUCCAUAGACUACCACGAAGAUGAUGAGAUGGACAUGAUUACAGCAAAUUCUAAUGUUCAUCUUAUUAAGAGAGACUUGUUGACUUUGAAGAAGCAAGCUGCCAUGCUGUAAACCAGCCUUUGGAGAGGGCCUCAUGGCAAGAAACUAAGGGUGGCCUCUAGCCAGUAGUCAGCAAGAAAACAGAUCCUUGUUCCAGUAGUGUGCUAGGAACUGAAGAUUGCCAACAACCUUGUUAUUUUGGAAGUGAAUCCUGGUUCAGUGGAGACCUAGCUGAGACCUCAGCUCUGGCUAACACCUUGAUUGCAGUCUUGAUUGCAGGAAACAGAAAGAAGCCAGCUAAUCUGUGCUUGGACUCCUGACCCACAGAACCUGUGAGAUAAUAAAUGUGUCUUGUUCUUAAGACACCAGACUUGUGGUAAUAUUGUUACACAGUGUAGAAAACUAACAAACUAGGCCUCAAAAUAAAUCUAUAAACAGUUUUGCAGGUACACUGUAGAACACACAAUAAAAAGUAGCCACAGAAAGAGACAUGAGUGAAUACCAGCAGAAGCUUCUAUUUAAACAUCUGUAGGGACCUCCAGAUAUUGGAGUUUUCAGAGACAAGCUUAAAAAAAAAAAGAAAAAGAAAAUUAAACUUACAAGAAUUUUGGCAAAGAAUUGAAAAUUAUAUUAAAAACAAAAUGAAACAGCUAGAUGGCGGGGAUAAGUUCUAGCAUUCUUCUGCACUGUAGGAUGACUAUAGUUAACAAUAAUAUAUAUUUCCAAAUAGAGGAUAUUGAAUGUUCCCAACACAAAUGAGAAAUGUUUUGAGUUGAAGAAUAUGCUGAUUUCCCUGAUCUAAUCACUAUGCAGUAAAUGUAUCAACAUAUCACCAUAUAUGCCAUAAAUAUGGACAAUUAUUUUGUGUCAAUUUAAAAAAAAUUUUAAAGGAAACACUAGAACUGAAAAUUAGCAUGAUUGAAAUUAGGAGCUUGAUGGAUAGAAUUGACAGAACAGGCAUAGCUGAAGAAAGAAUUGGUGAAUGAACACAAAUUAGAAGAAAAAAUCCAGAAUGAUGCAGAGAGACAAAAUAAUAAAAAUACAAAAGUUGAGACAUAGAUUUAGUAAGAAGAUCUAACGGAGGAAAUUUAUAUCCCAAGAGAGAAGAAAGAAAAUGAAACAUAAGCAAUAGUUUAAGAGAUAAUUAUUGGCCAGGUGUGGUGGCUCAUGCCUGUAAUCUCAGCACUUUGGGAGGCCUAGGUGGGCGGAUCACGAGGUCAGGAGAUUGAGACCAUCCUGGCUAACAUGGUGAAACCCCACCUCUACUAAAAAUACAAAAAAAACAGCCGGGUGUGGUGGCGGGCGCCUGUGGUCCCAGCUACUCGGGAGGCUGAGGCAGGAGAAUGGUGUGAACCCGGGAGGCGGAGCUUGCUUGCAGUGAGCUGAGAUUGCACCACUGCACUCCAGCCUGGGGGACAGAUUGAGACUCUGUCUCAAAAAAAAGAAAAAAAAAAGAUAAUUAUUAAAAACUUUACAAAAUUGAAA